AUGGCGAGCUUCCCUGCUCGCGGUGGCGGCCGCGGCGUCCCCCCGCUGCUGCUGCUGCUGCUGCUCCGGCGCGCGCGCGGCUGCUCCUCCCAGUGGGCUCUGGCCGUGGCCCGCUCCCCACUGCCCGGGCGUCCGCGCUGCUGCAGCGGCGGCCCCAGCGCCGCCCCCGGGCCGCCGCCAUCCCUGGGGCAGGCAGCGCGGCUCGCGCGGCUCCUGGGGCUCCGCGCCGGGCCCUCCGGCAGCCGCAGGUGCAGGACGACCGGCGCGGGCGAUGGGCCGGCUCAGAGAGCCGCUGCUGCCCGGGUCGGGAGUGACGGCUCGGCGACGGUCGCGGCGGGAAGUGGCGGCGGCGUCCGCGACAAUUCCCCGCAGCCCCCGCCGGCCGCCGGCGGCUCCGACGCCAAGAAGCUCCUGGGCUUGGCGUAUCCCGAGCGCUGGAGGUUAACAGCUGCAGUUGGAUUCCUGACUGUGUCCAGCGUUGUUACCAUGUCGGCUCCCUUCUUCCUGGGAAAGAUUAUCGAUGUUAUUUAUACAAACCCUACUGGGGACUAUGUAAACAACCUGACCCACCUCUGCAUCCUUCUGAGUGGAGUAUUUUUGUGUGGUGCUGCUGCUAACUCGGUUCGUGUCUACCUCAUGCAGACCUCAGGCCAGCGCAUUGUGAAUAGAUUGAGAGGAAAUUUAUUCUCCUCUGUUCUAAAGCAGGAGGUUGCCUUUUUUGAUAAGACCGGGACAGGGGAGCUGACUAACCGUCUGUCCUCAGACACAGCGCUUCUGGGGCGCUCCAUAACUGAAAACCUCUCUGACGGGCUGAGGGCCGGAGCACAGGCCUCAGUUGGCAUUGGAAUGAUGUUUUUUGUUUCUCCCAGUCUGGCUGCAUUUGUUUUGGGUGUGGUACCUCCUAUAUCUAUCCUAGCAGUGAUUUAUGGACGGUAUCUACGAAAAUUAACACAGAUGACUCAGGAUUCCCUUGCACAGGCCACACAGCUAGCUGAAGAACGGAUUGGAAACAUAAGAACUGUCCGAGCUUUUGGAAAAGAACUGAAUGAAAUAGAGAAAUACACCAGCAAAGUGGAUCAUGUGAUGCAAUUAGCAAAGAAAGAGGCAUUUGCUAGGGCAGGCUUCUUUGGAGCAACAGGAUUCUCUGGGAAUCUGAUUGUACUUUCUGUCCUCUACAAAGGUGGAUUGCUGAUGGGCAGUGCCCACAUGACAGUGGGUGAACUCUCUUCCUUCCUAAUGUAUGCUUUCUGGGUUGGAAUAAGCAUUAGUGGCCUGAGUUCUUUCUAUUCAGAGUUGAUGAAAGGCCUAGGUGCUGGAAGACGCCUCUGGGAGCUCCUUGAGAGAAAGCCAGUACUCCCUUUUAAUGAGGGUACUUUAUUAGAUGAAGAAACCUUCCAGGGUUCUCUAGAGUUCAAAGGAGUCAAUUUUGCUUAUCCGGCUCGCCCAGAGGUGAAGAUUUUCCAAGAUUUUAGCCUUUCAAUUCCAUCUGGAUCCAUCACAGCACUGGUUGGCCCAAGUGGUUCAGGGAAAUCCACAGUGGUAUCACUUCUAUUAAGGCUAUACGAUCCUAUCUCUGGAACUAUCACUGUCGAUGGUUGGGAUAUCCGUCAGUUAAAUCCGGUCUGGCUGAGAUCUGAGAUUGGAACAGUGAGCCAGGAGCCGAUUCUGUUCUCUUGCUCAAUUGCUGAAAACAUUGCGUAUGGUGCAGACAACCCUUCCCUGGUGACUCUUGAAGAGAUCCAGAAAGUUGCUGAUAUAGCUAAUGCUGCUGCUUUCAUCAACAAUUUCCCCCAAGGCUUCGAUACUGUGGUUGGGGAAAAAGGUGUUCUGCUUUCAGGUGGGCAGAAACAACGAAUUGCAAUUGCUCGUGCUCUGCUGAAGAAUCCCAAAAUUCUUCUACUGGAUGAAGCCACCAGUGCACUGGAUGCUGAAAAUGAGUAUCUUGUACAAGAAGCUCUAGAUCGAUUAAUGGAAGGAAGGACUGUAUUGAUUAUUGCCCAUCGUCUGUCUACCAUUAAAAAUGCUAACAUGGUUGCUGUUCUUGAUCAAGGAAAAAUUACUGAAUGUGGAAAACAUGAAGAACUUCUUUCAAAUCCAGAUGGGCUAUAUAGAAAAUUAAUGAAAAAGCAAAGCUUUAUUUCAGCAUAAUGAAAUAUACAAUAUACAGUAAAUCUAUGCCAGAGACUUUAAAACAAAGCAACAGACGGGGGAAAAAAAGCUUGGAGGAUAUGUAUGAAGUCUAUAAUUUAAGCUUCAAGUUAUUUGAAACAUAUAUUUUUGCAAAGUAUACAAAAUACUGUCUUGAAACUUAACUGUGUUCAAAACUUUUUAUUCAGAGUUUUAAUAAUUAUUGUAACUUUCUAAAUGUCUAAACCACCAAAAUCAUUUUAAGGUUUUAUAUAAUUUCUUUUGUCUUGUUAUAUACUAGAAUAUAGUGUGGCAUAUAGUUUUCUUUUGCCUCUUGGUAUAUACAUUGGAAACAUUGUCAAAUGAUAAUUUUUUAAAGGGAAAUUAAAUUUAAAAGCCUGAUUACUCUAGGCCAGUUUAACUUUCUGUGUAAUUCCCUUAGGAUGUUCCUUUGCUUCAUGGCCCAAUUGCUAUCUUGGGAGAGCUACAUAAAAUGAGAAUACAGCCCUUUUAAAAACAUUAUUUUAUUGAUUCUCUUUCCUUUUUAUAUAACUGUUCAUUCUCAGUGAUUACUCCUGGCCUCCAGUAGACACCUUCCCUUGUAAGAAUAUACGCUUAAGCAAAACAAAUCCAUACAUUGGCCAUGACUGAUAAAAUGUGCCUCGGGUUUUUUUUGUUUUUUUACCUAGAAUUUCCUUCCUACCUUUUUUUUUUUAACCAAGAUGGCAAAGGCAGCCUUUGAGAAGGCAGACUUCACUGUAAUUCCUUUGAAGUUACAAAAGUCUUUGCAUUGAUCCGGGUUUUAAUGUCUUUCAGUAUUGUUUCCUUUUUAAAUUACUGUGGUCAUUAUAUUAACUGUAUGUGCUAAGCCUUACUACAUAAUUUUAAGAAUUAUAUAUAAAAUUAGAAACUUAAAGUGGGUAAAGGGUAAAUUGAUAUUGAGUCACAUUCUUUUCCGGUUUGAAGGGUUUGUGAAUUAUUUGGAAGUACAUGGGGCAUAACUGAAGAGGUGAUAUUUGUUUUUAACAACUUUGUGCUAUUCUAGAGAGCUUCAAAAUAGGGGAAACUCAUUUUAUAUAUUUUUACUUAAUACAUGUAUGUGUUAAUAUGAAUGCUUUGGGAAACAAGAGAAGAGCUGCCAUCUAGCUGUCAGUUCUCCACUUGAUAUCGUGCAAUGAAUUUUACUUACGUGGAGGUUGAAGACUUGGUGAAUAACCUAAAAACUGGGUAAUUUCUCAGGCAAACCAAAAUUUUCAAUUUUGUAUACAUUGGCUAAAUUUCCUUGAAUUUAAGGCUGAGAUAUUGAGAUUUCCAACCUUGAAACAUUUGGAGAUCUUUUAUAAUUAGUGUCUUUUAUAAGACAAAAACAGUAAUUACAAUUAAAAAAUAAUCACUGUUGAAUGUAAAACUUAAACAGCCUAUUUUUCUUUCAUUCAUAGCAGUAAUCUUAUCUCAAAUUCCUAAAAACAAGACUGAAAACCACUGGACUUACUUUCCAUAUCAGUACCAUUAAUUUUCAUGUUGCCUCAAAACAUGUGCUUUUUGUACUCAUUUUAAGUUGAUAACUAGGAAGUGAUUUUUUUUUAAAUGAAAGUCUUCCCUUAUGCUAGGUCUUCAUUAAUUUUCUCAUUACACUGCAAGGGUGCAUCUGUGAGACAGAGAGAGAGAGAGAGAGUUUGUGUGUGAACAAAAGAAUCAUGUAUUACAUUUUAUUUCCACAUAAGGGAAUUUAUUAAUAAAUGGCCAUAUAUUCUGAAUCAGCCAAAAAAAAAAAA
Messenger RNA from Vombatus ursinus (common wombat), 3902 nucleotides. Its product is annotated as ATP-binding cassette sub-family B member 10, mitochondrial-like. NCBI's taxonomy places the organism in Eukaryota, Metazoa, Chordata, Mammalia, Diprotodontia, Vombatidae. The coding region runs from base 1 to 2148 and encodes 715 amino acids. The transcript is spliced from 13 exons. Gene Ontology annotation, molecular function: ATP binding; ATP hydrolysis activity; ABC-type oligopeptide transporter activity. The record is from RefSeq and is a predicted model, not a curated record. Gene Ontology annotation, biological process: transmembrane transport. Gene Ontology annotation, cellular component: membrane.